This is a messenger RNA of Bolinopsis microptera, 5254 nucleotides long. Its product is annotated as dynactin subunit 1-like. NCBI's taxonomy places the organism in Eukaryota, Metazoa, Ctenophora, Tentaculata, Lobata, Bolinopsidae. The transcript has 27 exons. The coding region runs from base 53 to 4516 and encodes 1487 amino acids. Gene Ontology annotation, molecular function: microtubule plus-end binding. Gene Ontology annotation, biological process: cytoplasmic microtubule organization. The record is from RefSeq and is a predicted model, not a curated record. Gene Ontology annotation, cellular component: nucleus; microtubule plus-end; cytoplasm.
CAACACUACUAUAUAACAAAUAAUUUGAGGUAUGUUGUAAGACGUGUAAAUUAUGGCGUCAGAGUUUAAAGUUGGUGACAAUGUUGAGGUGAUUGGGAAGGAUCUGAAGGGUGAGAUAUCUUUCAUCGGCAACACUGACUUUGCUCAGGGCAAAUGGAUCGGGGUAACUUUACCUGAUGCAAAGGGUAAAAACGAUGGUACGGUGCAAGGGAAGUCUUAUUUCAAAUGUAAACCAAAUCAUGGUAUUUUCGUGCGUCAAAACCAGGUGGCUCUGGUUAAAAGCCCCGCCAAGCCGAAGACCUCUGUAACCAGUAAAGGGACUUCUCGGUCUGGCACGUCCACUCCCAAGAGCGAUGAUGGAGAAACCGAACCUCCUACCCUCGGCAUCCCAAGGAACAGUAACCUCCAGUCCCGGCUCUCCGGUCUCCCGGCUCCACGAUCGAGGCUCUCCAUGAUGGGGACGGCUACCAAGACAAGUGCCAAAGGAUCCAGUUCGAGAUUAUCUGCUCCUUCUGCUAAAGGUUCUUCUUUGAGGGGGUCCACUGAUGACGUGUCUAAAAAUUCGGGCAGUUUGUCAAAAUCGCCAUCGUCUGUGUCCAAUGCUUCCAGUGCUGACGGAAAGUCCAGUCCUAGUCCUUCUACUAGAAUGACAUAUUCAAAGUCUGGAACAUUGAAAAAAACGUACGGCAGAAAGACACCGGCAUCCCCGGGGACAGAAAGAAAAGCAAAAACCUUACCACGGGGAAUGGGCUUGAACUCCCCCAAGGGAUCUCCAAAGCUGGGACGACGUGAACCAGCCAGUACAACAAGUGGUAGAUCAUCCCCCAGCGUUGGUAGAACAUCCUCUACAAAGACAUUACCACGGACUUCCAGAAGUGCUCCAAGGACCACAUCAAAGACAACUCCAAGGUCCACUCUUAAAACCACUCCAAGAACAUCUCGAGUUUCCAGUCCCACCAAACGGACCCCUAAGACAACCCCGGAGCCAACUUCAACAGCAACAGAUCUAAGCAGCGUCACUUCUGUGUCAACUAUAACCCAAGACGAUGUCGUCUUUGAUGAAACAGUUGAUGAUGGAGUGUUUGAUGAGCUCCUCUCCAUAGCACCUAGUAGACAAGCUCCUAAACUAUCAGCUCUUCCAGUCAAGGACUCAACCAGACAGCCUCCUACUUCUCUUGAGGUACCCACAGAAGGUUCCUCCAAGACAGGUUCCCAUCGCCGGUCAUACUCGGGAGAUUCUUCCGGUAGCAGCCGAAGUGGUUCUUUAAAGAUCAACAAAAGUUCGACAGGUCCAUCCCCAUCAUCCGCCAAAACACCCGUUAGAAAGACACCCAGUCGAGGAGUUUCUACUGAUACCGGUAAGAAGAAUGAUGAUGUAUCUCUGAAGAAAAAAGACGCGGAGAUCGCUAAUUUGCAAGAUUCUCUUAAGGACAUGGAGGAAAAGGUACAAUUCCUGACUGCCAAGCGAGUAGAUGACAAAGCUAAGAUAAAGGAAAUGGAAAAGUACAAAGUUCAGAUCUCACAAUUCACUGACUACAAAGCACAGUGGACCUCAGCUCAGGGUGACCUACACGAGCAGUUGAAGACAGCGAAGAAAGAAGCGAAGGAGAGUGGAGAGGCGCGCACUAGAGCUGAAGCAGAGCUGGAGGAACUGAGGGAUAGGGUAGAGGAAAUGGCACUGGACAAGGAGAUGGCGGAGGAGAUGAAGGAAUGUGCUGAAUUAGAACUUGAGCGAAUGACAGAAAAACACGACGAAAUUAAACAAGAGUUGGACCUGAUGAAGGAGGAGAUAAGUAGUGGUAGUGGAGGAGGAAGUGUGGAUAAUGUUAGGAUUAAACAGUUGGAGAUGCAGACCAACCAACUCAAGGCUGCUGUUAUCAAGCUGAAAGAGUUAAACACACAAGAUAGAAAAGAGAUAGAGUCUCUGAGUUCAAAGCUGACAAAGGAAGAGAGUCAGGUGACUGAACUGACUAAACUGAAGGAUAACCUCGAAGAGGAGCUGGAAGAGCACGAGAUUAUGGUCGGAGAACUUACUGAACAGGUUGAGUGUUGUAUCGGGGCUGAGACUAUGGUGGAGAAGUUAACAGAAACAAAUCUGGAUCUAGAGGAGAGACUGAAGAACCUGACAGAUGAUCUGGCUGAUUUAGAGGCACUGAGAGACCUAAAUGAGGAACUGGAGGAGGAGAGGAUGGUGACUGAGGCUGAGCUUAGAGAGGAGCUAGAGAUAUCCAGAAACACCCACUAUCAACUGAACAUGAAGGUGGAAGAUCAGUCAGCCCAGAAUAACGACCUCCAAAAUGUCAUCAUGCAGUUCAGAGCAUACGUUAAUCAGUUACAGGCCCAACUGAAGGAUACCCAGACUCAAAUGACCCAAGAUAAGGAAGUGACGGAGGGAGUAGAUGACGAGAAACUUCAUCAACUUGCUCAAAUGCGGGCACAGCUGCUGGAACAGAGCAAGUCGACCACUCACCAGGAGUCGUACGAUGUUGAUUUCGCUGAGAUAGAUAUCGUGUCAAAUGAGGAGGAGGUCAGACUGCUCAAGUUAUUCUUCCCGGAGAGAUUCACCCAGCCUGGCAGUGACUACGAGGCUAUCAAAUUGAUCCUACUACUAAACAAACUCGGCGUAACAAGUGAGGUUAUCGGCCGAGUAACCUCAAAACACCUCAAACUAACAGACCUCCUCUCUGGUGCCUCCUUAACCUCGCUCCAGUGUGACAAGGCUGUGUAUGCUGCCGGGAUUGUUAUUGAGAUGGCGUACUUUAGAGUCGCAGUUACUACCUUCGAGAGAUGUAUCAAACAAUGUGAUCCUGACACAUUUUUGAGGCUAGGAAGACUGGCAAGUGAUCUGGGACCGCACAUGUCCAUGUUGUCAGUGUUCCGGACCCACCUAGAGAAGAGCUCCCUGGACGAGAGUGUAACUGUGGAUCCUGUUAAACAGUCGGCCGCUCAGUUCCUGGCUCUCAGCAACACUCACUUCCCCGAUAUCAAGCCGUCCUGCAGAGAGGCCCUGUCGGACUACCUCAUGAUAAUGAAGCACACCUGUGAGGGCCUUAUCGCCUGUGCUAACAAGAUAACAACCUCGCUAUCUCGGGUUCAGGAGGGUUCCGUUCAGAUCGAGAAGAUGAACGGGACAAAACAACACUGCAAUGAUUUCCUUAAAACUAUGCGACGUAUCAAGAACUUUGUCCCUGUUGAUGGAAAACCCUUCUCCUUCCCUGCUGAGAUAGACGAGGUUCUGACCACUACCAUGUCCGAACUCUCGGACACUUUCGCCGCGCUCAACACAACUGCUGUUAAUUUGUCCUCGUAUAUCGCUGGAGUAGCUGAAGACGACAUAAUAACUGUCCCCGACAUAGAAGACAUCAUCAAAAAGGGUUGUAAUCCGGUUGGAACCUCCGGAACCGGACUUGACCGGAUCAAAGCUCACACUGGCUCCCUCCUGCCCUCUCUCCAACAGAUGGCUAAAAAUAUCCAAGAUGGAGAUUACGACCAGUUGGGAGAUGCCGAUACGAAGUCCGAGCCACCUUACGAUGCUCGAGCAAAGCAAUUCAAGGAGCAGUUCUCUCUUGGAGAUCAGCUUAAGAUUCAGCUAGAGUACAAGACGAAUGAGAACUUUGAACUGAAGAAAAUGGUAAAGAUAAAAGGAGAGGAAGUAUCCCAACAAGCAGUUCGAGCUGAUAUGCUGGAGAAACGACUAGAGAACGCCAGAAGGGACGGUGACGGUAAACUUGAUACUCUUAAGUCAGAACUGUCGGAGGCUAAGAAAACUAUUUCUGAUAAGGAUAGACAGUUCGAAGAGACAAUGGACCAUCUCCAAGAAGACAUUGAAGCGCUAGAAUCAGAAAAAACAACCCUGAAAACAAAGUUGGAACAAGCGAGCAAGCGUGCACCACGUGCGCACCUCACAGAGUCAAUACUUGCAGAACAGGCGUCCGGUCAACCUGGGUCUGUGAAGGUUAUUGUAGAGGAUUCCCCAGCUACUCUCAGUAAAUUAGAGUCGCUUCAGAACUACGCCCAGCUAGUCCAGGAUGAGAACGUGAAGCUGAUGGCAGAUUCACUGAAAACUAAACUAGCAGCCCUACCACCACUCACAGUACCAACUAGAAAGUCACCUGAUAUUGCUUGUGAGAGGAAUGUCAGUGAGCUUCACCAGCAGUUGCUGAGUAUUAUUGCCAAUACUAAGGUUAUUGAUAUCACCAAGAAAACUAACGGAAAGCUGCCAGCAGAUGUUCUAGCCGAACAGAAAAGCAGUCAAGUUUGCCUACACAAUCAAUACCUCAGGCUGAAACUUCAAGCUCAGAAAGAGAUGGGAAGAUAUUAUGGCGCCGGUGGAUUCAUACAGACUCCCAACGGAGAAUUCGUCACACCGGAGUUCGCUAGAGUGCUCAAGGAAAAGGAAAGUUCUAGAAUGUUUGGAAAGAUUACCAUUCCAUAUGCCAAGGAAAGUGGGAUUAGGAAGAUACUUCUGGAUAAAAACGAGUUAGCCAGGCUAAAUUCCACGUUGCUCGGAACAUAACGUUUGGCAAGUGUACACUGUACAAUGUACAUUGUACAUAAUGUACAUGGUACAUAAUGUACAUGGUACAUAAUGUACAUGGUAUAGCAUGUUGUACAGGACAGUAUUUGGUAUGUGGAGUGAGAGAGUGUGUAUUUUGUAUCUUAUCUGUAUCAUAAUUAAUGGCUCUUAGCGGUAGAUUAAGAGUUUGUAUUUACUUUUUAUGGCUUGAUUUGUAGAUUUGAGGGAUUUAGGGAUUUUAUCUCCUCUCCAUGUCAGUCAAGUACUGUUACGCCUUAAUAUAAUGUAGUUAGACUCGUUCAUUCGUCGUUUUCCUAGAAUUGGAAGUUCUUUGAAUAAAACUUAAUAUUGGAUCCAUUUAAAGCUAGCUCAGUUUCCCUAUUUUGACAACAUUUGUAACUCGAGAAUGCUUAAUGUUUCAGUGUACUUGACUAAGAGCUUAAACGGUUCGUAUAGGUUCUUAUACUCGUUUAGUACUAUAUAAUACAGCAUGUACUAAACAGUAAACUACUAUUAUAGAGUUAUAGUGCUACUGUAAUACUAUGAUGUUGUGUCCAGAACCUCAAAACCAUCUUUUAUACAAUAUGACGUGUACUUUUUUGCUCAUUAUGAGCAGAUUAUCUGCCAUUAUCAUCAAUUGAUUGAUUUGUUGACAUAAAGAUUUCCAUGAAAAGUUGUUUUAUUGCAUAGCCAUAUAAUAUAUAUUAAUCUUAUAACUAAAUUUAACUAAAUUUGACU